GCGUACCACGACCAUUUCUUUCUGGGGCACUGCCUGCUGAGCCAAAGGCAGCCUCAGUGUCAAAGGCCUGCUCCGUCCUGCCCACGCUCCUCCGAGCACACACCAGUGCUGAAGUUGACACAGUUCUUGAAAUAAACUCACCAGUUUUCACAGCUAACCAUACUUCAGGCCAAUUCAGUCUCCAGCGCAAGGCAGGGACUUCCAUGCCUGGCACCUGCACAAUGCGGCUGCGGGCAGACAAGUGGGGCACAAAGGGAAAGAGCCACAAAAGGGGCCAAAACUCUGCCUGGUCAGAGAGGAUGAUGCUUAGAGUCACCAUGGGAUGGAGGAGACUGGCAUAUCAUGGCUAGAAAGAAAAGAGGAAAAAUUGACGUGACAUGCAGAAACUUUCGGGUAUGCAUUAAGGCACACAAGCUGAUGAUCUGGGCCUGGCAUAAACCAUAGCUAACUGAACAUAUCACGGGAUAAUUCUGAGCAUAACAAGAGAAAUUACCGACAUAAGAUUCGGCUGCCAUGGUAUGGGGGAACUGGAAUGAGGCAUUGGUUGUCUGGAACAAAAGGGAUGUGGUGUGGCAUUGCCAGCCCAUCCACCUUGCGGAUGGCACGUGGAGGCAGUUCUGGCCUUCUGAAGUGUGGGAAGGGCACAACAUACGAAGGUGGCAUGCGGGAACCAGCAGUGGCUUAUUGGCCAGGCCAUAUCACUCCAGGAGUGACACAUGAACUGGCAAGCACCCUGGACAUCCUGCCAACACUGGCUACCCUGGCUGGAGCAGCUCUUCCCAAAGUUGCCCUGGAUGGCUAUGACCUGAGUCCAGUGCUGUUUGGGUCAGGGAAGAGUCCUCGGCAGACAAUGUUCUUCUACCCGCCAUCCCCUGAUCCGCUGCACGGCCCCUUUGCUGUCAGGCUUGGGAAGUACAAGGCCCAUUACUUCACACAAGGUUCCUUUCACAGCGAUACGACCCCAGACCAGGCCUGCCACGGGCUGACCCCGCUGACCCCUCACUUGCCCCCGCUGCUCUUUGACUUGGAGUCAGACCCAGCUGAGAACUAUGAUCUGCUGCAGAGUGGCGCAGGGCCGGAGGUUCUGCAAGUCCUGAAGGAGAUCAAACUGCGGAAAGUGCUUUUGGAGCAGCAAAUGGGGUUUGGAGAAAGCCAGAUCAGGAAGGGCAGGGAUCCCGCCCUGCAGCCCUGCUGCGUACCAAACUGCACUCCUAAGCCUUCCUGCUGCUACUGCUCCUAGCUUCUUGCUGCUCCAUCCCCUUCAGUUGUUCCACACUGGAACGCUAUCCAGGACCCACCAAACACCCCCUCUGUCCCCAACUAACCAAGCUCAGCCUUAGAGCUACCCUGCAGCUUUGGCUCAGUGACACCUCUGUCUAAUAGAGUGCUGGGGUAGCCAACUGUGGGUUGGGGAGAUUACCAACCCUGCUAGGAGCGCAGGUCAGUGGAUCCUAUGCUCUGCGUUGGAUGUCCAAGCUAAGGCCUCUUGACAGAAACCCUGACUUGUUCAGGGUGGGAUCAUGGUCCAUCGUCAUCUCCAGAGCCAGAACAACUCCUUUCAAACCACAAUCAAGGUGAAGCAAAGGGCAUGCCCCAGUGUUCAGAGCUCCCAGCUCAGCUGGAGACAUGCUCUGCACCUCUGAGUAAGAACAGAGCUGGAAGCUGCAGCACCAUCACUCGCCAGGGGCCAAGAACACAGCAAGAGGAGGAUGGCAUGGAUGGUCCUGGCAGCUUCAGAGGCAGGACCUUGUGCAGCUAGUGCAGAAUGGACAUGCCUAGGUGGAAAGCAGCUUGGGGUAUGUGUGCUUAAGUACCUCCAAGUCCUUCAUGACUCCAGGAGGUGGAGAUGUGGCCAGUGGUUGUCAGGAUUGGUCCUCUUGUAAGGUCUGUGGAUCUUGGGGCUGAUCAAUCAGGUGGGCGGCAACCACAUGCCAUCCACAUGACUGAAAGGGUCUGUCUCCUCUUGCUUGUGAGCUAGUCCAGCUCCAAGUUUCCCAGUGACUUGCACAUGCACACAGCGCUCCCACCAGUCGCUGGCCCUAGACACUGGGUGUUUCCAACUGGGGGGUCCCCCGACCUGUGUUCCCUCCUGCCAUUGCUAGCAGCCAGGCCUCUGGGCCCACCCCACCCCGGGGACAGAGCGGAGCCGCACAGAGAAAGGUUUGGAAUCACUCUCAACAAGAAGGUAGGACGGGUUGUGGUGGUUACGUGCAAGGCUCAGCCAAACAAGCAAUCCAACUAGCAGCUUAGGGGUGACUGGCUCCUUGAUCCCCCUUUCUCUCCAUUUUCCAUGCUUUUAUAUCCCACUCACCUGCCUUGAGUGCUCCCUUUCUCCACCCUUGUGUCCUCCCAAAUGAGGGACCUACCUGUGAUUGUUUUUUUCCCCCUUGCUCCCAGGUUAGCUAGGCUUGUGAACAGAUUUGGUGUCCCAGGUGACAUUAGUUAGAUCACCUUGGACUUCUGUGGCAUUACUGAUGUGGUUUCCUGGCUACUGCUGUCCCUGCCAGACUCCUCUCCCCAAAAUGACCCCAACCAUUCCUUCAUGUAUCUGUGAAGUGUGGCCACCUCUCACAUAAUUCUCCUUUAACCACGUCCAAAAUCUGGUGCUGGAAUAGCAGAGUAUCCACAGAAGACAAGUCUUCUCUAAGGCCUUCUUCUGCCUGCUCUAAGCAGAUAUGGGGCACCACCUUCAGGUCAAUUUUCAAAAAACAAAUCAGCCUUGAGUUCAGUUUGAGGCCCAGUCCUGCUGCCUGUAGGGCCUUGAUAGCAGCUAUUCCAUUUUCAGACAGAGCCUGGCCUGCCAUCCUAAGGACCAGGUUGUGCACUCAGUUGUGUGCCUUACAUAUAUCCACACAAGCCAGGACGGCAGCAGGAAGCUCCUGCACUUUUCACAAGCGUUGAGGCUGCCGUUCUUCAAGCUACCACCUCCAGGAACCUAGCCCCACUCAGCAAAGGCAGCGCACGUGGCUGGCUCCUGCUUUUCUCCCAUGACUGCCCUGUGCUCCAUCAGGUGAGCAAGGCUCCACCAUCUGCUGUGGAAGGGAGCCUGAUGAGAUUAGGCUGAUACAGGAUUUACCAAAGUCACGGAGAAUGGCAUGUGGAGAGUGGAGCUGAAUGGAGAGUGAGGAUGAAAGCAGGAGCAUCCUUCUUUUCUAGAGCUUGACAUUGCAAGACCUUGGCCACGCAUACCGGGUGCCACAACUGCCCUUGUCUACCUUGUCCCAGAGCAGCAACAGAACUCAUAGACAGCAAGGACAUGAAGCCUGUCAGUGGAUGUUGCUAUGGCUGACGUAGCCAGUGUGGACUGUCCUGCAUCUGCGUUUCACUGUGCUGUGUGCACGAAGGUUGACGUUGCUUGGGUCUGCUUGGCUUAUUUGCCUUGCACAUCACUGCUUGCCUGCAGCGGCUGUAACCAGAUUGGCUCUACAACACCCAAACUUGUGCAUACUGCCUGCGGUA
Molecule: messenger RNA, 3459 nt
Organism: Tyto alba (common barn owl)
Lineage: Eukaryota; Metazoa; Chordata; Aves; Strigiformes; Tytonidae
Product: arylsulfatase A-like
Exons: 5
Coding region: 533-1240 (235 amino acids)
Molecular function (GO): arylsulfatase activity
Source: RefSeq, a predicted model, not a curated record